UCUUUGCUAUAAAUGGUGGGAGGUCGUUAUCUCUCCCGUCUUCCUCUCUCCCUCUCUCUCUCUCUCCUUUCUGUAGCCAUCUCCUCGGGCUGACGGACGGCUCUUCGUCUCCACGAGGAGAGUCGCAGAGAGGGAGAGCAACGAGGCAUCCGAGUUCUCUCUCCCUCUCUCUCUUAGAAACGUAUAUCUUAUUUGGUUUUCUUAGAUUUUAUUUUUUUAAGUAUAAUUCUUAUGAGCAUUGCUCUGGACAUGGAUCAUUCAUCACCUGCUUGUCCGUAGCUUUGAUCCGGACGUAGUCCAACAAUCCACAGGAAGAGAACUAUGAUGAGGAUUCUUGCACUUGAGAACAUCUUCAUGGAUUGUUUCUGAAAAAAAAAAGAAAAAAAGAAAAGAAAGUUAAAGAAAAAAAAGAAUCUUUAUCGGCAACCGUUCCAUCACACAGGGUAAGGCUCUGCAAAGCUAAGCAAUCAUCAUGGGUGCCUGUGUUUCCAAAUCACAGAGUAAGCCUAGAACACGGAAGUACCCUCCCAAAUCCAGAAAAUAUCGUGGAAGGAUAUCUGCUUCAGGUCCUGAUGCACCCAAAUCCCAGAUUGGUGAUGGAAAUUCCUUGGCAGAUUUUGCUCUUAGUGAGUUUGUUCGCAUGGAGACUGCCACAGCGACUCAUCGAAAAUCUGAGGUUUCCAACUUGACAUUCCAUCUUACUCAGAUGCAAUGGCACCAUAGUCAGAUGGAUGCAAAGGGGUUAUGUCAAGAGGAUGCAUGGUUCGACUCUGUCAGUAUUUUAGAAUCUGAUGAUGAUGAUGAUUUCAGAAGUGUCCAUGGAGACUGUUUUCCAUCUGCAAAUGCAACUGGGACUCAAAAGCUGCAGUAUGAAAAUGCCUUUGUGGAUGCCAUGACUAAGUUUGAGGAGUUUUGUGGUAGCAAUCCAAUAGCACAGGCUGUUGAACGAUAUUUGAAAAGAGAUGGAGGAAAAACUGGCAAAGAUGAAUUUAAAGAUCUUGAUAGAUUUGCAAUGAUAAGCCCACAUCGUUACAAGCUUUCUACGGAAAUGUUUGAUGGAGCCAGAUUCAGAAUGCAAGGAGGAGAGUUUUGCACUAAAAUGAAAAAGACUUUGUUAAACUCAUAUGAUAGCUUUAAAGGUUCUAAAGGACAUGAGACAGAAGAAAAAUGUCAUGAGAGCAAGACGCCAUCUCGUGUACGCAGGCUUGUUCCUUCUGUAAGCUUUAAUGAUAAGAUGCAAAUGCCAAGUGCUAGCCCACAAUGUCAAAAAAGGAAGACCGCAGUUUUAAGGCUUUCUUAUAAGAGGAAGUCUUAUGAUGGAGAAGAUGCAACUGAAUUUUGUGCCUCGAAGAGAUUAUUAUUCCAUCCAAGAGGAGGGCUCAUAAUUCCAUGUUCCACAAUGGAGAAACCAACAGCAGGAUGCUGGUCUCUUCUUGAUCCUUCUACUUUUAACCUUCGUGGAGAAACCUAUUUCAGAGAUAAGAAGAAAUGUCCUGCUCCAAACUAUGCCCCAUACUAUCCAAUUGGUGUAGAUAUGUUUGUAUGCCCACGCAAAGUAAAUCACAUUGCUCAGCACAUCGAGCUUCCGCAUGUCAAGUCUCAUGACAGACUUCCCUCACUUCUGAUUGUUAAUAUUCAGAUGCCUACUUAUCCUGCUGCAAUGUUUCUUGGGGAUAGUGAUGGGGAAGGAAUGAGCCUUGUAUUAUAUUUUAAAAUUUCUGAAUGUUAUGACAAAGAGGUUUCUUCCAAUUUCCAGGAUUGCAUAAGAAGGUUUAUUGAUGAUGAAACUGAAAGGAUUAAAGGAUUUGCAGUGGAUUCCCAAGUUUCUUAUAGAGAAAGGUUGAAAAUAUUGGCUGGGUUGGUUAAUCCUGAGGAUCUCCAUUUAAGUUCUGCGGAAAGGAAGCUCGUACAAGCAUAUAAUGAAAAGCCAGUGCUUUCACGCCCUCAACACAAUUUCUAUCAGGGUCCAAAUUACUUUGAGAUUGACUUGGAUAUACAUCGCUUCAGCUACAUAUCAAGAAAGGGCCUGGAAUCAUUCAGAGACCGUCUGAAGAAUGGGAUUCUUGAUUUGGGUCUAACCAUCCAGGCCCAGAAGCAGGAGGAACUUCCAGAACAGGUCCUGUGCUGUGUGAGACUGAACAAGGUUGAUUUCAUGGAUCAUGGGCAGUUCCCAACUCUUCUGACAGUUGAUGAUGAUUGAUGCAUGAGAGCAGUAUUGUUGCUCAACCCUCUGUACCCAAUCCAUGGGCUGGAAGGAAGAAAAGGACACUGAUGCUAAACCCUUUAUGUAAACACUGCAAUCCUAUUAAUAAUUUGUCUGUCUAUCUCAGUAUAUACUCUUAAGUAAUUCAACUCCAAUAUGAUGAUAAAGCCUUGCAUAUGAUACUACUUUAGUUACAAA
Messenger RNA from Elaeis guineensis (African oil palm), 2401 nucleotides. The record is from RefSeq and is a predicted model, not a curated record. NCBI's taxonomy places the organism in Eukaryota, Viridiplantae, Streptophyta, Magnoliopsida, Arecales, Arecaceae.